UGCGUGCGACCAGUCAGUCUCAACGUCUCUGCUAUCCUAGACUAGUGCUCAAUUGGCAUGGAGGUGUUACGAGUGUCCUCUCCUUCCAGCAACUCAGUCGGCAACGUGUGGGAGCGUCUGCUACAGACGUUCUCCGUGCCUGCUCCCGUCGCCAACCGCUUCUUGCCCAAAAUCAAGACUGGACCUCUGUUAUUAGAAGUCGGACAGCCUCCCGAAUGGAAACCCUUUGAGGUGGUGCUCGCUGGAGCCAACGCCGCCGACUUGGGGCUCUAUUACUACCCACACAAGGACGCAGCGACUCCAAUGGGUUGUAUUCGUCUCCAGAAUGCGCAUAUUGACAGUCUGGAGGAGGUUCUGAUGGUCGUAACUAAGGAUAAAACGUGGUUCUUAUGUGCCGACCACGUGCGUGACGCCAGUGACUGGAGUGACGCUAUUUGCAACGCCAUCGAACGUAUAAGCUCCGAUGGAGUGCAAGAACAACGUCGACGUCUUGAUAGUGGCGUCUCUACUGUGACUCUAUAUGAACUACAGUCACGCGAUGCAAAAGCCAGAGUGAAUGAAUUUCUAGAGGUUUUCGUGCGCUCCACAAGGGAAGAUUUAUGUCUCCAGGCAGCCAAAGGAGCGCUCUCCUGGUCCUGCAUGCGCAGUCUAACCUGGAAAGUGUGGCUGGACUACAUCCCCUCAGAUCUCCCUUUCAGUCAAUGGACAAGUAUCGCUCGUGAAAAGCGUCAGAGCUAUGAAUGAGCGUGGCAAGUACAAAUUAUUCCAAAAUCUGCUCGUCGGAAAGCAGAGACCAGAGGAGUUUUUGAGCCAAUGUGAGACCUCGACAGACAACCUAUUGCACAACAUCUACAAGGAUGUGCGUCGUACUCGAGGAGAAAUGCCGUUUUUCAGGGACCCUAUUGUCCAGUGCUUGAUGAUUCGUGUCCUGUACGUCUACUCCGCCACACACUCGGAGAUCUCGUAUAAUCAAGGCAUGGGGGAGCUCUUAGCGACAUUAGUGUACCUACUUCACAUCGAACAAUGGUCAUUCGAGGACGAUGAUAUUGAAGAAGUGGUGGCUGGAGAGUACGAGGGAGAAGCUGAUGGUCGACUCAGUGGUUCGUAUUUUUUUCCUGCUAGUAAGCCUCAUGAUAUUAGCAGAGAAGAAGACUCGAGCUUCGUGUACGUCGAGAGUUUCAUUAAUAUCCAGAAUGACGACUCGUUUCUCGACCGGGACAUGUUUCUCCGCUUGGCUCCGUUCGCUGGAGGGUCAGGGAAGUACUACGAGUGCUGUCGUGACGCUGCAGGAGAGAUUGUACGCGAACUGACGGCGUCCGAGUUCAUCGAACACGACGCUUAUCUUCUUCUGGAAGAGAUGAUGUUGCGUAUGGCUGGAACUUACUGUCCGCACGUCCCGAUUCGUAGGAAUUCCAAGCCACAAGCCGACAAACCUCUCAGCUCGGCAGACCAAUUACCGGCUUCACCUUUGGAUGAUCAGAUGAAUCGCAUUCAUCACCACAUCUUGAGUCGUUGUGAUCCUCCGACUGCGCGACAUCUCGUUAACCUAGGAGUGGAGCCGCAGAUUUUCCUAUUGCGUUGGGUGCGCGUCCUGAUGGCUCGAGAGUUCGAGACACCGCAGGUUUGGCAGAUCUGGGACGCCAUCUUCAGCCUCACGCCGAGUGACUUCUCCUUCAUCAACCUGCUCUGUGUUGCCGUAGUACGUGAAUUCCGCGAAGAGAUUCUGGCUGCUGAGGAUUCCACCAACGUCCUGCUCAGUUUGCGGGAUGUCUCGAACCGGAUCGAACCUGCUAGGCUUGUGGAUAACGCCCGUGAGUUGUACGACGCGCUGCUGAUCGCCGCAGCAGUCGAAGCCUCCAUGGGAUCAGCCUGAGUGUAAGUUAAUCAACACGUUUGACGUUUGUGAACAAUGUUUCGCAACACUUCUAUUGCUCGUAGCGGCCUGUACCUACUCUAUUUCUUCUUGCCUCCUUUCUUCGAGGAGUUUUUCUUGCCCAGUAGAUUGCCGUGACGAGCCUUCGAACGUGCUCG
Messenger RNA from Phytophthora nicotianae INRA-310, 2031 nucleotides. RefSeq lists its product as hypothetical. Lineage: Eukaryota; Oomycota; Peronosporomycetes; Peronosporales; Peronosporaceae. The record is from RefSeq and is a predicted model, not a curated record. Bases 737 to 1873 code for a protein of 378 amino acids. The transcript has 2 exons. Gene Ontology annotation, molecular function: GTPase activator activity. Gene Ontology annotation, biological process: activation of GTPase activity.